AUGGUAUACAGUAACCCUAAAAUGGAUCUCAACAAUAGUCUCGCACUUGUUUCUUGUAAUGGUGACACAACUUUAAGCUUGGAUUGCUUUGGUUAUGGCGGAAACACAAACACGGCGUCUGGAUAUGAAAUCAGCCGUGAAAAACAAACCAGUCCGCCGCCGGCGGACGAUGGCUGCAGAUUAGUUCUCGGAUUAGGGCCCACACCUAGUAUAUAUUCUAAUGAUUAUUUCUCCACCGGAACCAUAACCAAAAAACCAACAAAUGGAUCGAAAUCGAACAGGGGAAUGGAAUGCGAAGGCGAUUCCGUUCUCAAAUUAGGGUUUUCCGAUCAUACUGUAACUGAUCUGAAUCCAUCUUUUUAUUCUCAUAAAACUUGUUUUGACGAUGAGGGCUCUACAUCGGCAAAAAAAUCCGGCGGCUAUAUGCCGUCGCUUCUUCUAGCUCCGAGAAUGAAAACCAACGUUUUUGAGGCGGGAGAAAACUCUUUCCAUGGUCCUCAGGUAAGCUCAGAACCCUCUGCAAUCUCCGACUACUCCAUGGGAACAAUCUCCGACCACCAAACCAGCAACUCCAAAAAAUGUAAGUUUUCAGGUUGCACAAAAGGUGCAAGAGGCGCAACCGGCCUCUGUAUCGGCCAUGGCGGAGGUCAGAGAUGUCAGAAACCGGGGUGUAGCAAAGGAGCUGAGAGCAGAACCGCGUACUGUAAAGCUCACGGCGGCGGAAGGCGGUGUCAGCAUUUAGGCUGUACAAAAAGUGCAGAAGGUAGGACGGAGUAUUGCAUUGCCCACGGCGGUGGGAGACGGUGUGGCCACCCAUCGGGGUGUAGUAAAGCCGCUAGGGGAAAAUCAGGGCUUUGUAUUAAGCACGGCGGAGGAAAGCGGUGUAAGGUUGACGGAUGUACUCGUAGUGCUGAAGGACAGGUUGGUUUGUGCAUCUCUCACGGCGGCGGCCGGCGGUGCCAGUUCCAAGGUUGUAACAAGGGAGCUCAAGGGAGCACAAUGUAUUGUAAAGCUCACGGUGGUGGUAAACGCUGUGUAUUCGCCGGUUGUACGAAAGGAGCGGAAGGCAGUACACCACUUUGUAAAGCACACGGCGGCGGAAAGCGGUGUUUGUACGACGGCGGUGGGAUUUGCCCUAAGAGCGUUCACGGAGGAACGAACUUUUGUGUCGCUCACGGUGGCGGCAAGAGGUGUUCAAUCGCCGGAUGUACGAAAAGCGCACGUGGCCGGACUGAUUGCUGUGUGAAGCACGGAGGAGGGAAGCGGUGUCGAUCUGAAAACUGUACAAAAAGCGCACAAGGAAGCACCGACUUCUGUAAAGCACACGGCGGCGGAAAGCGGUGUAACUGGGGCGGAGAAGGAACGUGUGAGAAGUUUGCGAGGGGGAAAAGCGGGCUUUGCGCCGCCCAUACGAGUAUGGUUCAAGAAAGAGAAAACAAGAAGAGUAACUUUGGAAUCGGAAUCGGACCAGGGCUCUUCCAUGGACUAGUUCCGGCGCCGCCGGCGUCGGCGUCAACCGUCGUGAGCAGCUUUGAAAACACGUAUUCUUCCUCCGGCGUUAGUAUCGUCUCUGACUCCAACGACUCCCUAGAAAAUCCCGCCAAACGACAACACCUGAUUCCGCCUCAGGUACUGGUUCCUUCGUCGAUGAAAUCCCCAUUUUCAUCAUCGUUUCAAUUGAGUUCAGACGGAAGACAAGGUGGAGAAAGUGGGAGGAGAUCGGAGUUGGCGGUGCCGGAGGGCCGGGUACACGGCGGUGGACUGCUGUCGCUGCUGGGGGGGAAUCUGAAGAACGCAAGUGUUGAUGGUGUGUAA
Lactuca saligna is the source of this 1815-nucleotide messenger RNA. Lineage: Eukaryota; Viridiplantae; Streptophyta; Magnoliopsida; Asterales; Asteraceae. The record is from the annotation of a GenBank genome assembly.